CCUGGAGCAACUCACCAUCACCUCCGGCGGCAGCAUCACCGUCCUCUUUACCGGGAUGGCCCUCGGCGGCGACUUUGAAGCUCUCAAGCAGCUGGCCAAACAGCAGGAUGCUGAUCGUCAGGCCACAUUGGCCAGAGAGCGGGCAGCAAAGGAGCAGCAAGCCGCCAAGGCGCAGGCCGCUAGGGAUGCUCGCGAGCGUCAAGAGCGGGAGAAUAGCAGGCGGUUGCUCAAGCUAAAGGAGGAUCAGAAGAAGAGAAAGGCCGAGGCUGAAGAGGAAAUGGAGAGAAAGAGGGCAGAGCUGCGCAAGCGCAAGCGCGAGAGAGAGCAGAAGGCUGAAGAGGUUGCUAAGUCUACAAAGACGAAGCUCAUCACUUCGAAGAUGAUCCGGCAGAGAGAAAAGGCAGGCCUUGGCGGAAGGAGCAGCAAGACGACAUCGACAUCAUCGUCUUCCGACUAUCUUCCACUGACGAGGCAAGAGAAGCGGGAGAGGAGGGAACGGGAAGUGCUUGGCCUGGAUCUCCGGAGGCCGAAAGCGCCAUCAGCGAGUAGCCCCAUAGCAGGUCCUUCGAGACUCGCCUCGGCUGGCUCCUCUUCCACGCCUCUCAAGUCCGCCUCUAGCGCCAGAAACCCAUCUAUCAAUAGCAGAGGAGCACCUAUCAAGAAGGCUACAACUUCAGCCAUCUUGCGAUCCCUCGAAAGACAGCUGGUGCAAGCCGAGAGAGCUCACAAGGAUGCUCGAGCACUGACAGCAAGUAAGGAGAGCUCCGUCAAGGUUCGCGAUACUGAAGGUAGAGAGCGAGAUCUGCGCCGGAAAAUCGCCAUGGAGAGGAAGGCUGAAGAGGAGCGACAGCUGGCGCGGAUCAGGGCAGGACUGCCACCCCUCGUCGAUGAAGGGGGCAGUAGCGAAGACGAAGGACGUGGUCGUAACGGCAACGGAAGGGCAGGAAACAAGGCAAACGCCUCCGGGACUACCUCACCAGAUGGCCCCCGGAGACCAGAGACGGCCCGCGAGAAGUUCCUUCGUGAGGAGGCCGAGAGGAAGCAGGCAAGCACGAGCAAACAUGCAGCUGUCAAGUCAGCGAAGGGCGCACCGAGUCAGAGCAAGAAGCAGAAGAGCAUGCACUUCUCCGAGUCCGAAGACGACAGUGAGGACGAGGAAGAUGAUGACAGCGGUGAAGACGAUGACGAUGACGAUGGCUUCAUCGACGAUAGAGACGAAGAGGGCGGCUAUGAUAUUUGGUCGAUCAUGAAUCCGGGCAAGGACAAGUCAAAAUACCUUGCACGCCAAGUAGACAGCGAUGAUGACAUGGAGGCUGACGCAGAUAGUGUCUUCCGGGAAGACCAGCGAAGUUCCGCUCUAGCAAGGUUGGAGGACAGGAGGGAGGAGGAGCGUCUGAAGCAGCAUGAGCUCGAGAAAGCCAGACGGAAGCUGGACAGGGGCAAGAGGGGUUGAGGGUUCUAGCAUGCAUUACAUCUAUCCGAGCAAGUCUGGCUCGAAUGUUCUUUUUCGUACACCAUCAUAACGACGUUCAGUGACAAUCUGCCUCG
Messenger RNA from Microstroma glucosiphilum, 1548 nucleotides. RefSeq lists its product as hypothetical. The transcript has 4 exons. Lineage: Eukaryota; Fungi; Basidiomycota; Exobasidiomycetes; Microstromatales; Microstromataceae. The coding region runs from base 56 to 1453 and encodes 465 amino acids. The record is from RefSeq and is a predicted model, not a curated record.